GGCGCCCCUUCCUUUCGAACUUCAAUCAAUAUGCGCGCCGGUAUCGUUGCUGCCCUUUUCCUCUCCGCAGUCUUUGUACAGGCCAGGCCGGCACCUGAGCAAAAGCGAGACAUUGUCGACACUGUGACGAGUGCGGCGGAGCAGAUAUUUAGCUCAGACAUUGCGCCUGUUCUGAGCGGCAUCACCCCAGAAAUUGAAACGUUGUUCGGAGAAGCAACUUCAGCGCUGGGGGGAUUCUUUGCCUCAAAUACAGCUCUUGGCCAUGAAGCGACUGCCAUCGUGAGCGCGUUCGAAUCGAAGGCUACACAGAUAGAACAGGACGUUGCAUCCAAGAACGGCGCCCCAGCAAUCCGCGGUAGCGCGUCGGGACCCCUCGGGCUGGGCCUGGCGACCGCGCUAGGAAGUGCACUCCUCGGCGCGUACGUGAUACUAUAAACGUAGAGUCAGUGCGUUUCGUAUGCUGUGGACUUGAUGUGGACUCUUGGACUUGUGCGCUAGCG
Molecule: messenger RNA, 500 nt
Organism: Trametes versicolor FP-101664 SS1
Lineage: Eukaryota; Fungi; Basidiomycota; Agaricomycetes; Polyporales; Polyporaceae
Exons: 8
Coding region: 31-435 (134 amino acids)
Source: RefSeq, a predicted model, not a curated record